Messenger RNA from Malassezia restricta, 2487 nucleotides. Its product is annotated as calcium permeable stress-gated cation channel. Bases 1 to 2487 code for a protein of 828 amino acids. Lineage: Eukaryota; Fungi; Basidiomycota; Malasseziomycetes; Malasseziales; Malasseziaceae. The transcript has a single exon. Gene Ontology annotation, molecular function: calcium-activated cation channel activity. Gene Ontology annotation, cellular component: plasma membrane. The record is from RefSeq and is a predicted model, not a curated record.
AUGGCAUCCCGGUUGAGCGCCAGGGAUGCCGCUGACGAGAUUCUGCGCGACUUGAAGAGCAACGUGUCAGGUCACCUCACCGUGUCAGCGGUGGGUCUGUUCAUGGCUAUCGCCUUCGGUGCAGGCCUGGUGACGUUGUGUGUCUUCCUCGUGUGCCGCCGUCGUCACAGGACGCUGUAUGCACCCAAGUCGUAUGCGAUCUCGAUCAAGUCUCUCAUUACGAUGAGGUCAUCGCAUGGGGGCUUUUUCAAGACGGUGCUGCGUCUGCGGGAUGAGGACCUCUUGCGCAUGACGGGGACGGACGCCGUCGUCUUUCUCGAGUUCCUGCGUCUGACCGCACGGAUCCUGACGGCCGUCGCGCUGCCGCUGUGCGUGAUUCUGAUCCCCAUCGAUAUCACGUACAAGCAAGACCUGUCCACGGACGAUGAUGUGCCGGACACACUCAUGUACCUCACGAUGGGGUACGUCCAAGGUCCGAGGCUGUGGGCUCAUGUGAUUCUGAGCUACGGCGUCACGAUCAGUGGCCUCGUGAUGAUCUACAUGUCGUACCGAAAAGUCAUUCGCCUGCGCCAGGCGUACUUGGCGUCCAGCGAGUACCAGACCAGCUACUUCUCGCGCGCGCUCAUGGCCACAGACCUGGCGCCCGAGAUCCAAGACGACGCAUCGCUGCGUGCGGCCCUCAUGGCCGAAGGCAUCGUGUACCCGCUGUGCGAGGUGCAACUGGGCCACGGUAUGCACAACUUGCCUGAUCUGCUCGCGCGCCAUACGGCGGCCGUCCAUAAGCUUGAGCGGUACCUCGACAAGGCACUGCGCUCCCACAAACGACCGCUGAUCCGCCUGGCGUGGACAGCGCCGAAAAUGGAUGCGAUCGCGCACUAUGCUGGCGUCGUCGAGUCGCUGGAGCAGGAUAUCGCCACGGCACGCUCAGAGCGGUCGGAAGGCGCGCCACAGUCGUACGGGUUCGCGUCGCUCGCCAUGCCAGCGUAUGCACACGCGACAGCCAAGAUGCUGACGAAAAAGCCGUCGCGACGUGUCAAGAUUCGACUCGCCGUCUCGCCGUGCGAUAUCCUGUGGCAAAAUCUGAUGAAGGACCCGGCAUCGCGACGGCGAUCGCGGCACUGGGCACGGGUGCUCUUGCUGCUGCUGUUUCUUUUCAACAUUGUGCCGCUGCUCGCCGUGUCUCUGAUUUCGAACUUGAAUGCGUUCUCGCGCAUUUCCCAGACGCUCUCUGAUUGGCAAACGAACCGCCCCCUGUCGUUCGCGCUGUGCACGGGUGUACUGCCGCCGCUCAUUUCGUUUGCCAACUCGCUGUUACUGCCGAUGUGCAUGCGGCGCAUCGCCAUGUACCGUGGCGUGCGUACGCGGCAAUCGCGCGAUAGAUCGCUCACGAAUCAGUACUUUACCUUCCUGUUUACGACGCAGUUUGUGAUCUUCUCGCUGAUCGGCGUGGUGCUAGAUCUGGUUAUUAUGAUCAUGGCGGCCUUUCGCCAUAAGGACAAGCCAUCGAGGGCUCUCUCGGACAUGGCGAGAGAGAUGCUGAACCAGGUGAGCAAGCGCUUCCAGUUUCAGUCGGCGUACUGGAUGACGUGGCUGUGUCUGCGUGGCUUUUUGUUUUUGCUGGAGCUCGCGCAGAUUCGGCGGCUCGGGUUCCUGAUGGUGGAUCGGUACCUCUUCUCGCACAAUCCGCGCGACCUGCACGAGUACACCAAGGCCCCGUCGUUCUCGUACUGGAAAGGGUACGCGGAAAUGCUGUUUCUCGUGGCGAUCGGGCUGAUUUACGCGCCAUUAGCGCCACUCGUCGCGGCGGUCGCGGCAGGUGUGCUUUGGAUCGCCGUGUUUGUGUACAAAAACCAGCUGUACUAUGUGUACGCUACCAAGUCUGAGACGGGCGGCCGGCUCUGGAGCUCGGUCGUCACGAGCCUGCUGGCCAUGAUGACGGUGAUGGAGGUCAUUGUCGCGUUGGCCAUUGGGCUGCUGCAAAACUGGAUCAAGGCAGUGAUUUGCCUUCCGCCCAUCGUGCUCGUCGUGCUCUUUGGGUGGUACUGCCGCGCGAAGCUCGAGCCGCUGUUCCUGUGGUACAAUCCCUCGCCGAUGGACUUGGCCCGUGCUCGUGUGCAUGUGCCGCGUUCGGAUCGCGCCCGUCUCGCGCGGCAGUUUGGCAAUGUGUUUUUGCACUGCCCACUCGAGCAGCCUAUCGUGGAUGUAAAACUCAUGGGGCGCGUGCACGAGUUUUACGAUGGACCUGUGAUGCCGAGUCAUCAUGUUGUGGAGCCCGUCAUACCCUACGAGACAUCGCCCAUGGCGUCGGUCGAUUCGCUGCCUGUGGACGAGGAGGGGCUCGCUAGUGAUGUCGAGUGGAAGGACGAGGAGGAGGGAACCUGGGAUGGGGAGUCGAAGGAGGAGGAAGCAUACCCUAUGAAAACACGUGUGCCGCCGUCGAAGGCGGAGUUUGAUGACAUUAUGGAAAUGUAUGCAGAGCAUGUAUAG